UAUACUAUUUAUAUCUUACAGGAGUCUGACCUGGUACCAAAUUACUCUUCGUUUUGGUUCUGUUACAGAAAAAAUGCCUUUACAAGCUCCUGAAGGGAUGUCAGGCAGGAAGCGAAGACCUAACUGGACAGACCAGGAGAGUCUCCUUCUUGCCCAAUUAAUGCAGGAGAAGAAAGACAUAAUCAGAGGAAAGUGCAGCACUGGAGUAUCAGUUCAAGAUAAAAGACAAGCCUGGGAGGAGAUAGUCCAAGCCAUCAAUACCGCCUUUCCACAGAUUCAACGUACAGUUUCUGACUGUAACAAAAAGUGGGAAAAUCUGCUGGCAAAAGCAAAGGAGGAGAUCAAACGACAGAAAAGGCAAGCAUGUAAAGGUGAAGGUCUGUCCCUUGAACAUUUCAGCAAUGUGACCCAGAUAGUGAUUUCUGUGAUGAACCUCUCAGACAUGCUGCAGCGGGACAGAAAUGACUCUUCUGUUUCAGAGGUGGUGGAAAACAGCUGUGAUAAUGAUGGAAAUAAUGAGACAGUAGAUGAAAUAUUUACAAACGAACAUCCUCUGACAGAUUAUGAGCUUUCUAUGCCUCAUAAUCCACCCACAUCCCCAGCAGAACAAAAAAUGUCUGCUUUUCCUAAUGUCGCUACAUCAGUCCCAGUACAGUUACGCGUUCCUCGUGCUGCUGCGUUUAUGGUCUCCGGAGAACACUUGGACACUCCCUGCUCGACCUCCUGCUCAGCGCAAUCCACAACUUUGCAAGAGCGACUGGAUCUGGAAAUGUCUGUGCUGAGAAGACAACAGUCAGUCCUCAAGCUGCAGGAGGAAUAUUACACACUAAAAAUCAAGCUGAUGAAAAAGCAGAUGGAAAAGCCACCUUAAUAGGACUGAAGUAGUGAGAGGAUGACCUGUUGCAUUUGUGUGACUUAUGCCUCUCUGUGAAAUGUGACCAAUGUGAUUUGUCUGCUUUACAACUGAAAUCACAUUUAAUGGGGUUGAAAACUCAUUGUUUUCUGCUAUUGAGAAGCACUGAUCGGGUUUGUUAUGUCACACAAAUUUUGUUCACAGUGCCACUGCUGUCCUCUACAUUUUAAUAAAUUUCAAUCUUCAUAUGACCUGGUCAAUUGGGGACAUUUAUUUUUUCUUAAAGAAAAAAAAACUCCUAAAAGCAACUAAUAGUUAAAAGGAUGACAAACAUAUACUGUAUGGAUCUACUGGGUUGUCAAAUCUUUGUGCACUGUGCAACAAAUCAUCUUAUUUAGGGUGUAAAAUUGGUUUCUGCAUUUUUCUGACCAUGAUAUUUGUUAUGUGUGAAUUUCAAAGAAUUCAUCACAUUGCCUCAUUACUGCUUUAAAAUCUUAGACUGAAAGACAAAAAAAUAGCGCUUAGUGAUUACUGAUUAGAUUUUGUCAUUAGCUUAUAUCAUAGUUAUUGACAUACAGUAUGAUUUAGACAUCCAUGUUAUUCUUCACCUUCCAUUACUGUAUUAUAUGUUCAGUGACACAGAUUGAAUGCAGUCACAACCUUGGUGAAUGAAAAUUCAAACCAAAUUAAUUUUGCUGAACUGCUAAUUCAUAACUUUUAGGUGGAACUUUGGGCAGUGUAAAUGUUUGCCAUGCACCAUUAUACUGUACCUAUGUAAGUAAAGCUAAAAUAAUGUCCUGUCUAGACAAAUGUAGUAAUUUGUGCAUAAUAUUUCUCAUAAAUCUGUUUAUUUAUGAGUGGCUGGGGUUGGCACCCAGAUGUAAGCAGCAAG
This is a messenger RNA of Monopterus albus (swamp eel), 1745 nucleotides long. RefSeq lists its product as uncharacterized. The record is from RefSeq and is a predicted model, not a curated record. Gene Ontology annotation, cellular component: nucleus. Lineage: Eukaryota; Metazoa; Chordata; Actinopteri; Synbranchiformes; Synbranchidae. The transcript has 4 exons. The coding region runs from base 74 to 871 and encodes 265 amino acids.